CCGUCUGUGUGCUUACACUUUUUCCUCCUCCGCAUUCGGAUUCGCGCUUGCUCCGCUGACCGAUUUUUUGGCACACUCGCGGUUAAAACCACGCCGAGACAUCCACGCAGAGCAUCCAAAGCAUUUCCGGAGCCCAAAGCGAGUCCUAAAAGACUAUCCAUGGCAGGCCCAGGCUCUGGCUCUGGCCCAGGCUCACGUUCCGGCUCAGGCUCAAGUUCAGGCUCAUAUACAGUUUCAGAUUCAGAGUUAGUUUUCGAUACCGAUUGCGAUUCCGGCGGCGGUGGCGGUGGCGGUGGCGGCAGUUGUGCUUACGAUUGUUGUGCAAUGGCCGAUAAGUCGAUAACCGAAACGGGAGCAUCAACAACCACUGUAAUAAAUACUCGCAGAGGCACCACAACAAUUGCAUUUAUAUUGCUAUUAAUACUCUGCUGUUUAUGUGAUUACAACUAUGGAAGCUGGGCAUCGCAGUGCUGGAGGAAACACAACUCGGGCUCGAUCCAAACGCCAGACGGUGAAUUUAAGCGACCCUUUGGCAUACUCUGCACAUAUCGCUGCUUUCUCUGGUUUCCGCCGAUUUAUCCCUACUGCGAAUUCAUAUUCGAUCUGCGGCUGUCAAGGCACUUCACCUCCUUCCCAGACUGCUACGAGAUUCGCUGCAACGAGACCUUCUCCUUCUUCGGCAAGGAGCCCAACUAUUGAGGACCCUCUGGGUCAUCUGCUGCUCCUUCACCUCCUCCCUUUUCCCUCUUCAUCAGGCUUUUUUUUUUUUUUUUUUUUGCGAAUACUUUCUCUGACUAAGAAUUGUAUGCUUCUU
This is a messenger RNA of Drosophila kikkawai, 814 nucleotides long. RefSeq lists its product as uncharacterized. The record is from RefSeq and is a predicted model, not a curated record. NCBI's taxonomy places the organism in Eukaryota, Metazoa, Arthropoda, Insecta, Diptera, Drosophilidae.